Molecule: messenger RNA, 1875 nt
Organism: Microtus ochrogaster (prairie vole)
Lineage: Eukaryota; Metazoa; Chordata; Mammalia; Rodentia; Cricetidae
Gene: Ubash3a
Product: ubiquitin associated and SH3 domain containing A
Biological process (GO): negative regulation of T cell receptor signaling pathway
Cellular component (GO): cytoplasm
Molecular function (GO): protein binding
Source: RefSeq, a predicted model, not a curated record
AUGGCUGCGGGGGAGACGCAGCUGUAUGCCAAGGUCUCCAACAAGCUCAAGGGCCGCAACACCUCCUCGCUCCUGGACCCCCUCCUGGCCAUGGGCUUCCCCACACAUACCGCGCUCAAAGCGCUAGCAGCGACAGGGAGGAAGACGGCAGAGGAGGCGGCAGACUGGCUGCAUGGCCACUGCAAUGACCCUUCUCUGGAUGACCCCAUCCCCCAGGAGUACGCUCUCUUCCUCUGCCCCACGGGGCCCUUGCUGGAAGACCUCCAAGAGUUCUGGAGGGAGAGCAAGCGUCAGUGUGCGAAGAACAGGGCUCAUGAGGUCUUCCCUCAUGUGACACUCUGCGACUUUUUCACGUGUGAAGACCAGAAGGUGGAGUAUUUGUAUGAGGCUCUGAGGCGUGCAGGGAGCAGGAUCCUGAACUCCUUCCCUGCCCUGGUUCCUCUUGUUCUCCACUCCUCCAUCAGCUACCUCGGCUUCUUCAUCAACGACAGCCCUGCUGACGUCAUCAGAGAAUUUGCCAUGGCGUUUGCCUCAGAGGCAUCAGUCUUGGCAGACUGCACCGUCAAGCCCUGCACCAAGCAACUACACCUGACCUUGGCCCACAAGUUCUACCCUCACCAUCAGAGGACCCUGGAGCAGCUGGCCAGAGCUAUCCAGCCCAGUCACACCUGCCAGUGGACAGCUGCCCUGUACUCCCGGGACAUGCGUUUUGUGCACUACCAGACCCUGAAGGUGCUGUUCCAGUACAAACCCCAGAAUGCGGAUGAGCUAGUCCUCAGUCCUGGUGAGUACAUCUUCGUGGACCCCACUCAGCAGGAGGAAGCCAGUGAGGGCUGGGCCAUCGGGAUCUCACAUCGGACUGGCUGCCGGGGCUUCCUGCCAGAGAACUACACUGAGCGAGCCAGUGAGGCUGACACCUGGGUUAAGCACAGGACAUACACAUUCAGUCUAGCCAUGGACCUGAACUCCAGGAAGGACGGUGAUGUCAGCAGCAGAAGAAAUGGGGAGUUCCACCCUCCAUCCAUGUCAAGGAACAUUAGCAGCAUACAGGCUCUGCAGGCCACCAUCAUGAGGAGAGGGGUGCUGGUAAUACGCCAUGGGGAGAGAGUGGACCAGGUCUUUGGGAAGUCGUGGCUACAGCAGUGCACUACCGCCGACGGAAAAUACUACAGGCCGGACCUGAACUUCCCCCGCAGCCUGCCCAGGAGGAGCAACAGCAUCAAAGACUUUGAAAAUGAUCCGCCUUUAUCGUCCUGUGGAAUUUUCCAGGCCAGACUUGCUGGCGAGGCUCUGCUGGACAGCGGUAUCAGAGUCACUGCAGUCUAUGUGUCACCGGCCCUGCGCUGUGUGCAGACAGCCAAGCACAUCCUGGAAGAACUCAAACUAGAGAAGAAGCUGAAGAUAAGAGUUGAGCCUGGAGUCUUUGAAUGGAUGAAGUGGGAGGCCAGCAAGGCCACUCCAACCUUCCUGACCUUGGAGGAGCUGAAAGAGGCGAACUUCAAUGUUGACCCUGAUUACAGGCCUGCCUUCCCCCGCUGCUCCCUCAUGCCAGCCGAGAGCUAUGACCAGUACGUGGAAAGGUGCGCCGUGAGCAUGGGACAGAUCAUCAGCACAUGCCCCCAGGACAUGGGUGUCACCCUCAUCGUGAGCCAUAGCUCAGCACUCGACUCCUGCACUAGGCCACUCCUCAGGCUCCCACCCAGAGAAUGUGGAGAUUUUGCCCAGUUGGUAAGAAAGAUCCCAUCUCUGGGGAUGUGUUUCUGUGAAGAAGACAAAGAGGAAGGAAAAUGGGAGCUGGUGAACCCGCCAGUGAAGACACUGACCCACGGGGCCAACUCGGCCUUUAACUGGAAGAACUGGAUCUCGAGCCACUGA